CGGAAAUGGAAUCAUACUCUUCUUCUCACCGCCGUUUAGCUCCAGUGCUGCUACUUUGCUUUUGCCUGCUUUUAGUCGGAGUGAACGGAUCGCGCAAGCUUUACAUAGCAUACCUAGGUGAGAGGAAGCAUGGACACCCAGAUGAUGUUGUUGCUUCUCACCAUGAUACACUGUCAAGCGUUCUUGAAAGUAAAGAAGAUAUUUUAGCUUCCAUCAUUUAUAGUUACAAGCAUGGAUUCUCGGGCUUCGCGGCAAUGCUCACAGAAGAGCAAGCACAGAAACUUGCAGACUUACCGGAAAUCAUCAGUGUGCAACCAAGCAGAAGGUACGAGACGACGACCACGCGAAGCUGGGACUUCGUGGGGCUGAAUUACGAAAUGCCUUCUGAGCUUCUCCACAGAAGCAGAUAUGGAGAUGACGUCAUCAUCGGGGUCAUUGACACAGGAAUUUGGCCGGAGUCAAGAAGCUUCAGCGACGACGGGUACGGGCCGGUGCCAUCACGGUGGAAAGGCGUGUGCCAGGUCGGGCAAGCAUGGGACCGCAACAACUGCAGCCGCAAGAUCAUCGGCGCAAGGUUCUACCACGCGGGCGUGGCCGAGGAGGAACUCAAGAACGACUACCUCUCGCCCCGGGACGCCAACGGCCACGGCACGCACACGGCCUCCACCGCGGCGGGCUCGCUCGUGGAGGCGGCCAGCUUCCACGGCCUCGCCGCGGGCGCCGCGCGGGGCGGCGCUCCCAGGGCCCGCAUCGCUGUGUACAAGUCCGUCUGGGGCAGCGGUCGCGGCGCCGGGGCCGGCAACACGGCCACCGUGCUUGCGGCCAUCGACGACGCCAUCCACGACGGGGUGGACGUCCUGUCGCUCUCCCUCAUCGUGCCGGAGAACUCGUUCGGCGCCCUGCACGCCGUCCAGAAGGGGAUCACCGUCGUGUACGCUGCGGGGAACUGGGGGCCCGCGCCGCAGACCGUUUGGAACACUGCUCCGUGGGUCAUCACCGUCGCGGCGAGCAAGAUUGAUAGGUCGUUCCCGACCGUGAUCACGCUGGGAAACAAGCAACAGAUCGUGGGACAGUCUCUGUACUACGAAGGGAAGAACUCUUCAGGAAGUAGCUUCAGGCUUCUUGCAUAUGGAGGCUUAUGCACUGCUGAUGCGCUGAACGGCACGGACGUGAGGGGGCAAAUUGUGCUGUGUGUAUCUUUCCCGGUAUUGCCGCUCGUGCUUUUCCCGCUCGCGCUGAAGAACGUCCAGGAUCACGGGGCCUCUGGUCUUAUCUUCGCUCAAUAUAGCAUGGACGUUCUCGAUGUGACAGCUGAUUGCAAGGGCAUCGCAUGCGUUCUUGUGGACUUUGCCACCGCGAGCAAGAUCGGCAAAUACAUGCUCGACGCGAGGUCUCCUGAGGCAAAGAUCGAACCAGCGCGCACCGUUACAGGCGAAGAGGCACUGACCCCAAAAGUUGCAGCAUUUUCAUCAAGAGGUCCAUCGAGGGACCUCCCUGAAGUUAUCAAGCCUGACAUAGCAGCACCAGGAGCCAACAUCUUAGCAGCCGUGAGAGACUCCUAUGUACUUUUCUCAGGGACAUCCAUGGCAACACCACAUGUCGCAGGUGUCGUCGCUCUAUUGAAAGCCUUGCACCCAGAUUGGUCAUCAGCUGCAAUAAAAUCAGCCAUCGUCACCACGGCAUCUGUAACUGAUGGGCGCGACAUGCCGAUAAUGGCACAAGGAUUGCCUCGAAAGGUCGCGGACCCAUUUGACUAUGGAGGAGGGCACAUAAACCCUAAUAGGGCCGCUGAUCCUGGCCUGGUUUAUGAUAUUGAUCCGAGUGAUUACAACAAGUUCUUCGGGUGCACCUUCAAAAAAUUCGUAAGCUGCAAUGCAACAACGUUACCUGGGUAUCACCUGAACCUACCAUCCAUCUCCAUUCCAGAUCUCAGGCAACCCAUUACAGUAUCGAGGACGGUUACAAAUGUAGGCGAGGUCGAUGCAGCUUACCACGCCACUUUCCAGAGUCCGCUUGGAGUCAAGAUGGAUGUUCAGCCGUCUAUUCUUGUGUUCAAUGCUUCAAAUAAAGUUAUGACAUUUCAAGUGACGUUAUCACCUCUAUGGAGGUUACAAGGGGACUACACAUUUGGCAGUCUUACAUGGCUCAAUGGUCAAAAGACAGUGCGAAUUCCAAUAGCAGCACGGAUAACGAUUCAUGAUUUCUAUGCGGAUGUUGCGUAACAAGGGCGAAACAUGCCUGCGGUAUUAGGUCAUCUUCAACAGAGAUAGCAUCUGUACCUUUUCUUUCUGCUACAGUAAAAUGCUGCACCGUAUCUCCCUUCAACGGAGGCAAUAUCGAGUAAAUAGUGAUACGGGAGGCAGCUGCCUGGCGGCAUUUUUGCGGCAAGAUACAGCUGUCUCUAUUACUGUUCAUAGUUUAUGCACGUGGGUCCGAGAGGAGAAGGAGAGUAAUGAAAGAUAGGAAAUAAAGUAGCUGUGAGAGAUGUAAGAAAUAAUAGAUAUUGUAAUAGUGUUAAGGGGUACUGUAAUAGUAUUAUAGGGAAUAAAUUUUUAAAAAUUUUGUUGGAGAUGACCUUAUAGUAUUAUCACUUUCUUCUGCGAAGGAAAUAUCUUUUUUUCAUGUAAAAAGUUGCUGGAGUAUGCCGUGUGCGUGUUGUGCCAAUGAACGCUUAAACGGGCUCUAAAGUUUAUCAAGCUAUUUAAGCAUCUAUUAAAUGGUUAUUUCCAUUUUAGGUUGAGGUUCCUAUACAUGUGAUUGGUGAUGUAUCAUUUAUUCCCUCUUUAAGCAUCUGUAUAAGUGUCCUUGCAUUUGUACAUGCCCCUAAUGUCAUCUCAGCCCCGACAAACUGACACCGAGAUCCUCUGCAAGUGGACCCACAUAUCAAUGACUUAAUGUCCUUUGCAGUACUGUAGAGGAACCAUGUCUGACAAACUAGACUUUCCCUCUAGUGAGUAAAGAACUGAAGACUAAGGAUUAUCACCAUAUGACUAAAUCAAAUCU
Messenger RNA from Phragmites australis (common reed), 3003 nucleotides. RefSeq names its product subtilisin-like protease SBT3.5. Gene Ontology annotation, molecular function: serine-type endopeptidase activity. The coding region runs from base 6 to 2222 and encodes 738 amino acids. The transcript is spliced from 10 exons. Gene Ontology annotation, biological process: proteolysis. NCBI's taxonomy places the organism in Eukaryota, Viridiplantae, Streptophyta, Magnoliopsida, Poales, Poaceae. The record is from RefSeq and is a predicted model, not a curated record.